UGUCGGUCACUUUCUGUGUUGUGUAUGAGAUGGAAGUGAAGACGAUGGUAUGACGUUGAGUGGUUGAGGGGAUCGUGUAAUUGUUGGGCUGCCGGUUUUGUUGGAGAGUGGCAGCGCCCAGGUCCCGAGAGUCAGCAGAUUCAGCAGAUUGACUGCCAGACAAUGUUGAUUUUUUUUUUCGAAGCCGCAGUCAGUACGAUAACAAGAAUUAGACUCAAUUGUUUGAUUUUCGAAAUAGUUGCGUUGGCUGUGUUGACGAGAACUCGGGCGACAGUGAGCUGAACCGUGGAGAAAUACAUCUACCCUGAACCUCAAGAUCUAGAGCGCACGUCAAAUGCGUGGACCCACUAUUCUGCAGUCGCGGUACGUACUUCCGACUAACCAGAGACCUCACCUCGUCCUCUCUUCAUCAACAGACGCAACAUGACAGCAGUCAGCAGUUCCCCCUCGGGGAUCCUGAUCUAUGCCGAGUUUCUAUCGAAUAUACGACAAGUGUCUAUCGCAGUAAACCUCACUUCACCUUCCAACGCAGACACAGCCGCAGAGGUCACCCAGGGAGGCACGGCUUUUCGCGUCCAGCAUGGCGGCCUCACGCGCGAAGUCUUGCUGCCGGAGAGAGUGGCAGUGGCGUCAACUGUGCCAGUGGCACCGUCGACAGAGAGUCUGAGUUGGAGGCUGCCGAUUUCGUCGAGGCUGCCUAGUGAAUCCCUCUUCUCCCUCGAGAACCAGGCAUUGCCGUGGACAGCCACCGACUUGCGACCAGGAUCCUCCGUGGCCUGCAGAGCAUGCGGCAACAUUUUUGUUCAAAACGGGAAGAUCUCACAAUGGAAAGAUCUUCCUAGCGAGAACUGGGCCGAGAUGAUGGAGUUUUGGCACUGUCAUAAACCGCACGACCACGACCAUGGACACACCAAUGGGGACGCUGAGGAAGCUGACCUUACGAAACGUGGCUAUGGUGCGAGCAACGCCAUUUCAGCACAAGAGACUGUCGGCUUCGUCGAUAUUACCUCUUUCAUGUUUACAGAGUCCGAUUGCGACGGAAUCCUAUUUUCCUCCACCACGUCGGGAGGGCAGCAACACGAUGCAAGUGCACCUGGUAUCGGUGACUCGACCAAGUUCCUGAACGUCAGCUGCAAGAAGUGCAAUGCGCAGGUCGGGUUCUACAGCAUUGUCGCAUCCUCCGUCUCCCUGUUCAAGUGGCAGGUCGCGACCGAGACAGCAUCUACGCAAGCCAUGCCGUCGACCGAGCAAUGCCUCGCCGCAACGCUGACUGCGACGAUCUCGCGCUCUGGCUGUUCAAAGUCGGUCAUACUCCCGCAGAAACUUGAGGCAGGCAGCGAGGCCGGGGGACAGCGGGCGUUGCACCUAUGGGCGCUGAACCCCAACGUCACCUACACAACCUCCCAAAUGGAGGGAAAGCGAGAGGCGAUGAAGAUUCUCUACCAAUGCAUCGAUAUAGACAAGGCAGAGAAGAUGGCCGAGUCUAUGACGUCCGACGUUCAGGACAUCAGCUUUCCAGAGGCUGUGAUUGCGACAGCCUUGGAAGCGCUCGAGUCCAGCAACUCAUGCCUUCCUAUGAAGGAGAGGACGUUCAGGGAGUGGAAGGUUGGUUUACUUUCGCGCUGGAGCGUAAAGUAACUCAGAUAUAUGACAAAUGCAAGUAGAUUACCAUGCACCGCAGGUGAUGGUGCUUCUGCAAUGUCAUCUGCGGGCUCUGGUGCACAGUCCAGACACUGUGAUUUGGGUAUCUAUGUACAGUGUGCGCACAGUAAACGCAUUCAGAGCCGUCUGAUGUGACUUCCAAGUGCCAACAGCCAUCUU
Messenger RNA from Emericellopsis atlantica, 1821 nucleotides. RefSeq names its product ubiquitin-conjugating enzyme E2-binding protein. Bases 424 to 1638 code for a protein of 404 amino acids. Gene Ontology annotation, cellular component: cytosol; ubiquitin ligase complex; nucleus. Gene Ontology annotation, molecular function: ubiquitin conjugating enzyme binding; ubiquitin protein ligase activity; cyclin binding. The transcript is spliced from 2 exons. The record is from RefSeq and is a predicted model, not a curated record. NCBI's taxonomy places the organism in Eukaryota, Fungi, Ascomycota, Sordariomycetes, Hypocreales, Bionectriaceae. Gene Ontology annotation, biological process: protein polyubiquitination; protein monoubiquitination; proteasome-mediated ubiquitin-dependent protein catabolic process.